Glarea lozoyensis ATCC 20868 is the source of this 837-nucleotide messenger RNA. RefSeq lists its product as uncharacterized. The transcript has a single exon. Lineage: Eukaryota; Fungi; Ascomycota; Leotiomycetes; Helotiales; Helotiaceae. The record is from RefSeq and is a predicted model, not a curated record. Bases 1 to 837 code for a protein of 278 amino acids.
AUGGGCUCUAACGGCAGUACUAUUAAUGGCCAGAAAUCAACAUUCAAUCGAAUCACGGAAUCAUCCGAACCACCAAGCAUUCUCGUAACUCAACUUCCAUCUGACAUCUCGGCUCCAAGAUCUUAUCAGCAGAUUUGUUUUGAUAAAUACAUCUGGACCGCCCUAAAACUGCUUUACACCGAACCAAUAAAAAUCCUGGUAUUCAAUCUGGCUCAAAAAAAUGGUCGCCUACCCCCUGGAAUCGAAAUCCCAAAUCUCGACACCCGUUCCGUUAAGGAUGUUUACGCGGCCAUAAGAGCGACUCGGAAGGAACACGCAGAUGAUUUAAAUGACGUCGCCAAAGCAAUAGAGAAGAUACGCAAACACGUUCAGACUCAACUGCUGAGCGAGAACGUCGUGCAAUUUACUCCUGAAAUGGUCGAUGCAGGUAUUCCCAGACUCCUGGAUGAGUACCGUUAUAUUAUGUCUGGUGCCGAUUCAAAGAUUCUUGAUCCCGUGGAUGUUACUUGCGGGGCUGUUAGAAAGUGUGAGAAUGAGCAGUCGUGUCCUGUUUCUUCGUAUUCAGUUUAUGAUGUCGAACGCUGCGAAGAUGAAGAGUUUGAGUACUUUGUCAACGCACUCGAAGAGCAGCUGGUGCGUACUUGCAAAACCUUUCUUAAGGCGUUAGAUCCGGGGUUUGAUAUUCUCACAAUGAGUGAUGCAGCCGAUGGAUUCCUUCUUGUGGAUAGAGUGUCUAAAGUCACGGAAGAAGGGGGCGGGGAGACGAUGGUGUUGGAUGUCGGAAUACUAGCCCGUUUCGAUCUUUUUGGGUUUUCGUCUUUGGAUUCGGUGUGUUAG